AUGCUCGUCUUGCUGGUGCAUCGUUCGUGCGGCGUGGCCUCGCCGCUCGCCCCGCCGCGUGUGAACGACGCCACCAUCGCAAAGGCCCGCGCCUACUUUGCUCUCGGCAAUCGAGAGCUCGGCCCGACGAACGCUGCCGACCUGCGAGAGGCGCUAUCAGAGGAUUUUGAGUUUGUGGCGCCGCUGGUGGGCCCGCUCGGCAAGGAGGCGCUCAUUGGCGCAACCGCGAGCCUUGACCUCGAGGCUGCGAUCCCGGACUUUGACGCCCGCUACCACGACUUUCGGAUCGACGCGGACGACCCGAACCGCGUCUGGUGCACGAUGCGAUGCCGUGGGACGCACACAGGCACGCUCAACUUUGGAGGGAUCCAGGCGGAGGCCAAGUCGCCGCCCGUGGCCUUCGAGUCGCCGCCAGAGGCGGUCUCACUCCGCUUCGACGGCGCGGGUAAGCUGCGCGAGAUCACGACAGGCUACCCGAUGGACCGCCGAGUUGGUACCACGGGCGGGCUUGGUGGGCUCUUCGGCGUUCUGGAAGGCAUCGGCGUCCCUCUCCCGCCGGUGGUCACGCGCUCCUGCGGCGACCUCCUCGGCCCGGCGCUGCGCCUGCUGCGCCUGGCGCCGCCGCCUCCGGAGCCGUCGCUGCUCGAGGUGCCGCGGCUGGCGACUUCGGAUGCGCUGUCUGAGGAGCGACUGCUCGAGCUAUGCGCCGCGCUGCUUGAGACGGACUACGGCGCGGAGCGGCCCGAACUGCUCGCCGACUCGUUCACCUUCACCGGCCCCGUGGUUGGCCCUCUCCGCAAGGCUGAGUUCCUCUCCUCGUAUGGAGAGUCCAACCUGCGCGAGGCUUUCCCGGACCUGGAGUACAGCUACCGCGACGUGCGCGUCUGCCCCUUCGACGUCAACCGCGUCUGGUACACCUACUCGCGCAGCGGCACGCACUCGGCGACGCUCCGCCUCCUCGGCUCGAGCUACCCGCCCACAGGCAAGCGGUGGGAGGCGCCGCCGGAGUGCGGCUCCGCUCAGUUUGACACUGAGGGCCGGUGCGUCGCGCUCACGGGCGGCUACGUGAUGGACCGGCGGAUGGGCAACACCGAAGGCCUUGGAGGCGCACAAGGGGAAUGA
Messenger RNA from Emiliania huxleyi CCMP1516, 1122 nucleotides. RefSeq lists its product as hypothetical. Lineage: Eukaryota; Haptophyta; Isochrysidales; Noelaerhabdaceae. The transcript is spliced from 2 exons. The coding region runs from base 1 to 1122 and encodes 373 amino acids. The record is from RefSeq and is a predicted model, not a curated record.